This is a messenger RNA of Paramecium pentaurelia, 1521 nucleotides long. The record is from the annotation of a GenBank genome assembly. Lineage: Eukaryota; Ciliophora; Oligohymenophorea; Peniculida; Parameciidae.
AUGAUCAAUGAAUAAAUGUUUCAAGAACUCAAAAACUCAAACUUUAAAUCCAUUAUUGAUAAUUGUGUUUACUUAAAGAAAAUAUCAAAUACUUUAUAUGGAGAUGCAGAAAUUUUGAUUCAUAAGACCUAUAAUAUUCAAUUGGUUCUAAUCACAAAGAUUUUCCAUAGAAAAGAAGAUGUUAAGAAAUUGUAGGAAGAAACAUCUUUAAGACUUAAUCUGAUUUCAGAAAGAAUACUUCGUUUAAUUUCGUAUAAUAGUAAUAUCAAUUAUUUAAACUAGUAAAGGAAGUCAAAGAAUUAUGUGGUAGUUUCUAUAGAAUCUAAUGGAUAUAUGAAUUUCAUUCACACACACUUUAAGACAAUAUCUAGUAUAGAAAAAAGAAAGACCUCCCUUUUACUGAAAUUGAAAUCAUUAAUCUUUUAGAUAUUAUACUAUAAGGAUUUCAAAUUUUUAAAUCUGUCUCCAUACGGCAUGGUUAUUUAUAACCUAAACAUAUUAUUCAAAAUACUAAAUCCCAAAACUUUUGCAUUUCUGAUAUUAAGUUUAUUACUAAAAUGACUGAAUAUUAAGAAGCUUUACAAAAUAUAGACUCUGUUCAAUAAUGUUACUUAUCUCCUGAAUUAUUAAAGGAAUUACAAAAAGGUUCUUAAGAGAAUUCAAGUUAUGAAAAGAAUGAGAUAUUUUCUAUUGGCUUAAUCCUUUUGAAUUGUAUGUUGCUUGAUUAUCCAGAGAUUUACGAUCUACCUAAUUUUGCUAUCAAACAACAAAAGUUGUGUGAGUAUUUAAGGAUUGCUGAAUAAAGGUACUAAAGUGCCUAAAUUGUUAGAGAAAUGCUAUUAAUAGACAUUUAUCAUAGGUAUACAAUUGAUUGAUAGUAGACCAUCCUUAGAAUAACUUAUCUCUUUAUUAAUGCAAUUCAAAUACAAAAUAUAAAAUAGACCAUCUCCAAAACCAUAAUCUAAUUAUAUACUACAUAUUGAUCAAAGUAAAGAAAAUUACUCUUCAUAAAUUGAUCGUAGAUAUGCUACUGAAAACUAAUAAACAACUCCAUUGAAACACAAUUAAGAACGAGCACAUUCUCGUAAAAUAUCCUAAUUAACUCCAAUUACUCAUCUAACACAUUCUCCUAUUAUUUUGAAUAAAUAAGAAACUACUGAAAUUUCAACUAUAAGUUAAAAUAGUUACUUUCAAAUGGAUACUUCUAAUAUUAAUUCAAGUAUAAGGGAUCCCUAUAAUUUUACAUAUAGAGAUGUUACUCCAGAAAGAAAAACUAAACCUUGUCCAUCUCCAUUUAAAUAAAUUACAUCCAAUAAUAUUCAAAAUUCAUCAAGAACCAAUUACUUUUUUCCAAAUACAAAAUAAAAUGAAAAUUCAUCAUUCCUAUAAUCUGAAUCAAUCAGCUAUGAUUUUGCUGAAGGAAUUAAGUUAAAUGUUCCAAGUUCUUUAUAAUAAGAAUUUACUAAAUUAGGCAAUAAAAGUUAUCAAUACUAGAACCAUUAUUAAAAGAAAUUAUUUUGA